AUGUCCGCUGAAGACACAGCUACUCCCACGGAUUCCCGUGCGGGGACUAUGGCACCCGAGUCGGUGAUUCCUUCGUCGCCACUCACGGACCCGACUGAGGCUGAAGGCUCGAAGUCUUCUCAUGAUACAGAUGACAAACCCAAGGAAGAUUUGACCGAUUCAGAAGACGUCGAGGGGAUGGACAGCAAGGCCAAGGCCUUGAUGCACUUGUUGAAAACUAGCUCAGUCUUUGUUGCUAUCAUGUCAGAUAAAAUGAAGAAGCAGCAAGAAGACGCACGCUUGGCGGCGAUCAAGCGCCACGAACAAGCUGCGGCGAGUCAGAAGAAAACGAAGUCUCCUCCCGAACCUGCUCGCCGCGCCACUCGAACUCGGCCGAACCAAGAUGCGACGGAGGAGAGCACAGCCGCCGGCGGAAAGGACGCCAACGAAAAGACCGCAGGAUCGACCAGAGGUCGGCCUAAGCGGGAGCCGCCGCCAAAGGCAGCUCUAUUUCCAAAGGCCGACGUGGAAGUGACUGAAGACAAUCCCUCUGUGCAGCAAGCCCUUGAGCAGGCUGCAGAUGACUACGAAGCAAACCCAACAGCCCUUGGUGAGCAGGACUUGGUCGCGACCCAGCAGCCAACACUUGUCAGUGGUGGCAAAAUGAGAACAUACCAGCUGGAGGGCCUCGAAUGGCUCAAGACUUUAUGGAUGAAUGGCCUUUGUGGCAUUCUUGCCGAUGAGAUGGGCCUUGGAAAGACUAUUCAAGCAAUCUCAAUGAUUGCUUUCCUGAAAGAGAAGAAAGUCUCAGGUCCAUUUUUGAUUGCAGCACCGCUGAGUACUGUGAGCAAUUGGGUGGAUGAGUUCGCCCGAUGGACCCCAGGUAUUAAAACGGUUUUGUAUCACGGCUCGAAAGAUGAGCGAGCUGCCAUGCGCAGCAAGUUUAUGAAAAUGAAAAAUCAGGGCGACAUGGACUUCCCGGUAGUGUGCACAUCUUACGAGAUCUGCAUGAACGAUCGGAAGUUCCUAGCUCAAUAUCAAUGGCGUUACAUUGUCGUUGAUGAGGGCCAUCGCCUCAAGAACAUGAACUGCAAGCUGAUUAAAGAGCUUUUGACCUAUAACUCGGCCAAUCGUCUGUUAAUCACUGGAACGCCGCUACAGAACAACAUUUCAGAAUUGUGGUCACUUUUACAUUUCCUGCUUCCUGAAGUCUUCAACGACCUCAACUCGUUUGAAGGUUGGUUUGAUUUUUCUUCCGUCCUGGACAACAAGGGCCAGGCAGACCUUGUUGAAAAACGGAAGCGCAACUUGGUUACCAGUAUGCACGCCAUCCUGAAACCCUUCCUUCUCCGGCGUCUUAAAACAGAUGUGGAAACGUCCCUCCCCAAGAAGCGUGAGUACAUUUUGUACGCCCUGCUGACCCCAGAACAAAAAGAUCUCUAUCGAGAGAUCAUCAAUGGCACAGGGCGCCAAUACCUUGAGGGAAAGGCUCUGGAGCGUCUGGAGAGUAGGAGUGGCAGCUCUACGCGAUCGCACAGUAUGAAGCGCAAACGGCAUGACAGUGAUGAUGCAACGCCGGUCAAGAGCGCCAAAUCCAGCGGGAUAUCCACGCCGGCUAGCGAUGGAAAUAAUUCUAGCCGCCGUCGCCGACGCAGUACACGUCAGAGUUACAAUGACCUAAGUGAAGGAGAGUUUGAUGAGCACCUGCGCAAACUCGAGCUGGGAAUUGAAGAAGAGGAAAAGAAGGUCGAGCCCAGCGAUACUGAGCUUGAAGAGAUGCAGCGGGCUGAGAAUCUGAAGCUUGCCAAGAAAGAGAUUGGCCAAAAGAAGAUGCAAAACCCGGUCCUACAGGCUCGCCUUGCCUGCAACUCUCCUCACAACUUCUACUGGCCAUGGAUGGACGAGUCCUCCACUGUGGAUGAAACACUCGUCUCGGCCUCUGGAAAGAUGCUUUUGUUGGACCGCUUGGUCUCGUGUUUACUUGAGAAGGGCCACAAGAUUUUGAUUUUCUCUCAAUUCAAAACUCAACUUGAUAUCAUCGAAGAGUGGGCAAGGACACUUCGCUCCUGGGAUUGUUGCCGAAUCGACGGCGCUAUUGCACAGUCAGAGCGCCAGGCUCAGAUUAAAGACUUCAAUACCAAAAAGAGUCACAAGCUGUUCCUCCUGAGCACCCGAGCUGGUGGCCAAGGAAUCAACCUCACCGCCGCCGAUACUGUCAUAAUCUUCGAUUCUGACUGGAACCCCCAGCAGGAUCUUCAAGCCCAGGACCGAGCCCACCGCAUUGGCCAGACCAAGCCAGUGAUUAUCUACAGAUUGGCGACGAAGGGUACCGUUGAGCAGACACUCCUCGAGAAAGCGGAUUCCAAGCGCCGGCUGGAACGUCUGGUGAUCCAGAAAGGCAAAUUCCGCUCCUUGCUCGACCCCAGUGUGAAUUCCCAGGAUAUCGACGAACUGCGCAGGGUUCUUGGCGAGAACGAGUUCGAGCGGUUUGAGGUUGGCGCUGACCCUGCGUCGAUUUUGUCGAAUGAAGAUCUUGACAUCUUGACCGAUCGUUCGGAAGAAGCGUAUCUCCGUGCUGAGAAGGGUUUGGAUACGAAAGGCGCUGCGUUUGUUGCAGUUGAAACGAAGCGUGAUUCUGGUGAGAGCAUUCUCUCUUGAGGUGUUCAGUGGCUGUCUACUUUGUGUCUUUUCUUCCAUCCAAGCUACAAGCUGGAUGAUGUCUAGUUGUUACUGGAUUGUAACAAUAUCUAUGUGGGCUGGCUGGUUUUGUUGGUGGGAUGGAUGAUUUUUGCUUCACCUGGCGUUUCCUCGUGGUCAGGUAGACACCUAGACCAUGAUACAUCCUCGCUAUUGUAUCAUAUGUUAAAUUAUUUCGAUGUUUCUUGCACUCAGAAAUAAAAAUGCAAAGAACAUCCCUUUGACGCCUGAAGCUCCCUAACCAUUGUCACAUGAGCUUCU
Penicillium samsonianum is the source of this 2937-nucleotide messenger RNA. Its product is annotated as putative SNF2 family helicase/ATPase PasG. Gene Ontology annotation, biological process: lymphocyte proliferation; negative regulation of gene expression via chromosomal CpG island methylation; DNA methylation-dependent constitutive heterochromatin formation. The transcript has 5 exons. Gene Ontology annotation, cellular component: nucleus; pericentric heterochromatin. Bases 1 to 2637 code for a protein of 878 amino acids. Gene Ontology annotation, molecular function: chromatin binding; ATP-dependent chromatin remodeler activity; ATP binding. Lineage: Eukaryota; Fungi; Ascomycota; Eurotiomycetes; Eurotiales; Aspergillaceae. The record is from RefSeq and is a predicted model, not a curated record.